Molecule: messenger RNA, 1974 nt
Organism: Andrographis paniculata
Lineage: Eukaryota; Viridiplantae; Streptophyta; Magnoliopsida; Lamiales; Acanthaceae
Product: serine/threonine-protein kinase BLUS1
Exons: 6
Coding region: 327-1844 (505 amino acids)
Biological process (GO): protein phosphorylation
Molecular function (GO): protein kinase activity; protein serine/threonine kinase activator activity; ATP binding
Source: RefSeq, a predicted model, not a curated record
CGAUAAGAGUUUAGAUUAGUUAAAAGUUUAGAUCUAACCUACUAUUUGCAUAUAAUAUUGUGGAAUCCAAUUUGCGCGAAGGGGAUUGAUUAGCUCCGGAUAUGGCUACUAACGUAUUCAGUGACGAUGAAGAAGUUCCUGGUAAUGUGUUCGAUUUUAAUUGAAACACAUUUAUCCGGCGGAUAGAUUUCUCAUUAAACACUUACAACUGUUUGAUCAGCAGAAGGAGAACUGAGAAACUUGCUGCAGUCACCUGUUCUUCAGUCUUUGAAUACGAGCUGAGCCAAGCUAAAUUUAUUCGAUUAUCCCACCGGAGCUUCUCAGCCAUGGCUGUUGCAGAGAAAGAAGAAGAUUUUCAUCUGAGGAAGAGCAUCAUCGGCAGCCACGAGAGUCAGUACCCGGUGGACUCGAAUUCUUACAAGAUUCUCGAUGAAAUCGGGAGGGGUGUUAGUGCCGUCGUCUACAAGGCCAUCUGCAUUCCGAUGGGGUCUUCGAUCGUGGCGAUCAAAGCCAUAAAUCUCGAGCGAUCGAGAGCCAAUUUGGACAACGUCCGGCGCGAGGCCAAGACGAUGACGCUCCUCAGCCACCCGAACAUCCUCAAGGCCUACUGCUCCUUCACGGUCGACUGCCGACUCUGGGUGGUGAUGCCCUUCAUGUCCGCCGGAUCUCUGCAGUCCAUCAUCUCCUCCGCCUUCCCCGACGGCCUCUCGGAGCCGUGCAUCGCCUCCGUUCUUAGAGAUAUCCUCUGCGCGCUAUCGUAUCUUCACCAGCAGGGGCUCUUGCACAGGGACAUUAAAGCUGGCAACAUUCUUGUCGACUCCAAUGGCUCGGUGAAGCUCGCAGACUUCGGCGUUUCGGCCUCCAUAUACGAGUCGUACACUUCCUCCGGCUCCGCUGCGUCGAACUACUCGCAUUCUUUUAUGCUGACGGACGUCGCAGGUACACCUUACUGGAUGGCGCCGGAAGUUAUACACUCCCACACGGGGUACGGUUUCAAGGCAGAUAUAUGGUCAUUCGGGAUAACGGCGUUGGAGUUAGCUCACGGGAGGCCGCCGCUGUCGCAUCUGCCGCCGUCGAAAUCGCUGGUAAUGAAAAUCACGAAGAGGUUCCGGUUUUCGGACCACUACGAGAAGACGAAGGACAGGAAGAGCAAGAAGUUCUCAAAGGCGUUUAAAGACAUGGUCGGAUUGUGCCUCGAUCAGGAUCCGUCCAAAAGGCCGUCUGCUGAGAAGCUUCUGAAGCAUCCCUUCUUCAAGAACUCCAAGGGUCCCGAUUUCCUUGUCAAGAACGUGCUGUUGGGAUUGCCGGCCAUCGAGAAUAGGUUCAAGGGGAGGAAAAAAAGUAGCGACAAUGAAGAAGAUGAAGACGACGACUCGCCUUUGGGCGAGAACGGGAAACAGAGGAGGAUAAGCGGAUGGAACUUCAAUGAGGAAGUCUUCGAAAUGGAUCCCGUGAUUCAUCCUCUUUAUCGUAAAGACUACAGGUUCGAAGGGCAACCCGCAACGCUGCAAGAAAAGGGCAACGAGGGGUCGUCGGAAGGAUCAAAUGCCAGUCCGCGGCAGAAUAAUUUGAACGAAAAGCGUGCUUCGUGGGGAAAUGUUAUCGACGUGGGAGUGGUGCUCGAAAGCUUGAUGCUUUUGAAGAAAAGUUUCGACGAUCAAAAGCAGCGCGUGUCGCAGAUGAUCGCGUCGAUUCGCGGCGAGGAUUUGCCGGAGACGAACCCGGAGGAACAGCUGUUGCAGGUGGUGGAGCAGAUGAAAAUGGAGGUAGAAAAUGAGAAGAAAAAAAGAGCUUCUUUAGAGAUGGAAUUGGAGUUUCUUAAGCUCCAAUUUUCCAAAGAAUAAAUAAUAUUGUUACAAGUUUGAAUUUAAAUACGACAUUUUAUAAAUUUAAAAGUCAAUAAAAUAAAGCUCCGAUAGUUUUUUUUAGUGUGACUUAUUUUAUUAGUAUAUUUUUUAUAAGUUUUUAUAUUCA